Molecule: messenger RNA, 2453 nt
Organism: Rana temporaria (common frog)
Lineage: Eukaryota; Metazoa; Chordata; Amphibia; Anura; Ranidae
Product: gastrula zinc finger protein XlCGF26.1-like
Exons: 5
Coding region: 89-1957 (622 amino acids)
Biological process (GO): regulation of transcription by RNA polymerase II
Cellular component (GO): nucleus
Molecular function (GO): RNA polymerase II transcription regulatory region sequence-specific DNA binding; DNA-binding transcription factor activity, RNA polymerase II-specific
Source: RefSeq, a predicted model, not a curated record
CACACAGGAAGGUCACACCACCCCUCACCAUCAUCAGGUUGAAGAACUGAAAGACAUUAAAGCUGAGAUUAAAGGGGAAGAAGAAGGGAUGUUGAUGAGUGGAGCUCAGCAGUUUAUGGAGGAGGGGGUACCUCUGUCUUCCCGGGAUUCCCCAGAGGAAGAUCACACCAUCCCUCACCAUCAUCAGGGUGAAGAACGGAUUAAUAUAAAAGCUGAGGUUAAAGAGGAAGAAGAAGAGACGUAUGUGGGGGGUGAUCAGCCGUCCAUGGAGGAGGUUGGGAUGAUUAUGAAGAGGGAACAGGAUGACAUUUCUCCACCUUUCGACACAAAUGGAUGUGAUGUGAGGAAUUCCUCGGAGAGACAUCUUCUAUUAUCUGCUGAUUGUAAGUCAGAAGAUGAUGUCAUCACACAGGAUCCUCCAGGAGGAAAUCCAAAUACACAAAAUAUACAUCACAGACCUUCCUGUCCGGAGACAUCAAUGGAUCCCUCUGAUCAGGGGGAAUCUUCUCAUCAAUCACAUACUAUGAUUGUAAAUAUCCAUGUAAGAUCUCACACUGCAGAUAGAUCAACAGAUCCUUCUAAUCCCGAGGAAUCUUCCUCACCCCAUGAAGGAGAUCACCGAGGUGACCAUCUAUUCUCAUGUACAGAGUGCAGGAAAUCUUUCACUCAGAAGGGAAGCCUUAUUCGGCACCAGAGAAUUCACACUGGAGAAUGUCCAUAUUCAUGUUCAGAGUGUGGGAAAUCUUUCACUCAGAAGGGAAGCCUUAUUCGGCACCAGAGUAUUCACACUGAAGAAAGUCCAUAUUCAUGUUCAGAGUGUGGGAAAUCUUUCACUCAGAAGGGAAGCCUUAUUCGGCACCAGAGAAUUCACACUGAAGAAAGUCCAUAUUCAUGUUCAGAGUGUGGGAAAUCUUUCAGUGGGAAAGGAGCACUUUCUACACACCAGAGAAUUCACACUGGUGAGCGUCCUUAUUCAUGUUUAGAGUGUGGGAAAUGUUUCACUCGCAAACACGACCUUGUCCAACACCAGAGAAUUCACACAGGUGAGCGUCCAUAUUCAUGUUUACAGUGCGGGAAAUAUUUCACUUACAAAGCGACCCUUGUUAAACACCAGAAAAUUCACACGGGUGAGUGUCCUUAUUCAUGUUCAGAGUGUGGGAAAUCCUUCAUUCAAAAAGGGGCCCUUGUUGAACACCACAGAAUUCACACAGGUGAACGUCCUUAUCUAUGUUCAAAGUGUGGGAAAUCUUUCAGUCAUCGAAUAGCCCUUGUUAGACACCAGAGAAUUCACAUGGGUGAGCGUCCCUAUUCAUGUUUACAGUGCGGGAAAUCUUUCACUCAAAAAGGGGUCCUUGUUAAACACCAGAAAAUUCACAUGGGUAAGCGUUCCUAUUCAUGUUUACAGUGCGGGAAAUCUUUCACUCAAAAAGGGGUCCUUGUUGAACACCAGAAAAUUCACACGGGUGAGCGUCCUUAUCCAUGUUCAGAGUGCGGGAAAUCUUUCAAUAAAAAAAGAGCCCUUGUUAAACACCAGAGAAUUCGCAUGCAUGAGCACCCUUUUUCAUGUUUAGUGUGUGGGAAAUCUUUUAAUCAAAAAGAAGCCCGUUUUGAACACCAGAAAAGUCACAUUGAUGAGCAUUGUUUUUCAUGUUCAGAGUGCGGGAAAUCUUUCAUUCUUCAAGGAACCCUUGUUAGACACCAGAGAAUUCACACAGGAGAACGUCCUUAUCCAUGUUCAGAGUGCGGGAAAUCUUUCAGUGAUCGAAUAGCCCUUGUUGAACACCAGAGAAUUCACACAGGUGAGCGCUCUUAUUCAUGUUCGGAGUGCGGGAAAUCUUUCACUCAGAUAGAAGGUCCUGUUAGACACCAGAUAAGUCACACAGGGGAGCAUACUUAUUUAUGUGUGGAGUGUGGAAAAACAUUUCACUCUGAAAGGAAACCUUUUGAAACACCAUAAAAGUCACACAGGUGAGCGUCCCCAUUCAUGUUCAGAGUGUGGGAAAUCUUACGUUUGUAAAUAAGACCUUAUUAAAAAUCAGAUAAUUCACAUAGGUUCAUGUUCAGAGUGCAGGAAAUCUUUCAAUAAGAAACAUAAUCUUGUUAAAAAUCAGAAAAUUCACACGGCUGAGCUUCCCUAUUCAUGAUCAGAGUGCGGGAAAUCUUUCAUUUGUAAAGGAAAGUUAAACACCAAAGAAUUCACACGGGUGAGCGUCCUUGUUUAUGUACAGAGUGCGGGAAAUCUUUCACUCGGAAAGGACAACUUCUAAAAAAAACAGAGAAGUCCUGCUAUCCUCUAAGUGCGGGAGUGAGUCAUCCUCAUUUAUCCAGCUUGUCGGUGUCCUUCCCCCUGUGUUCAUAACGCUGGGUACAAUGUAUAUCCUCUUAUUGCCACAUGUGAAUGCAAUCUUUUGAUGAAUGUGUUUAUAUCUCAAUAAAGUUUUCUAUGCAUUAGA